GUUACGCCCCCAUUAGAAUGUGUUCAACAGAGAGAGCAAAACAUAGAAGUUCCGCGAGUAUCGCCUUUUCUGUGGCAAAUCUGCAAUGAACUCUCUACUUAGAGGAUUUUUCAAUCAAUCUGGCCUCCUGUUACGGCAAAUGAGUACGCCGGCCCUGCCGUCUUUUGUGAGGACACCUUUGCUCAGCAUCGCUUCCAAAAUGCAGUUCUCGACCACAAACGCAUUAGGAAACAUCAGAUGCCACUUCCCGAGGCCCAACGAGGCCAAAAGAAUCCGCAGGCACGGCUGGAAGAAGCGAAUGUCCACCCUCAAUGGCAGGAAAAUCUUAAUGAACAGGAUCCUAAAGGGAAGGUUUGUUCUCAGCCAUUGAAAAAUCGAGCGACUGAAGUGCCCUUAUAGAUAUGAACUUAAAAGUGCAGCAGCCGAAUGAUUUACAUAUAUGUUCCCGUAGUGCUACUAGCAGAAUUUCCAACAAGCUAAUUGUCACUGAAAUUAUCUUAAAGGAAGCCGAAUAAAAACUCAAGUUUAAGGCAA
Neocloeon triangulifer is the source of this 534-nucleotide messenger RNA. It is a transcript of the gene mRpL34, whose product is annotated as large ribosomal subunit protein bL34m. Gene Ontology annotation, cellular component: mitochondrial large ribosomal subunit; ribosome. Bases 86 to 370 code for a protein of 94 amino acids. The transcript has 2 exons. Gene Ontology annotation, molecular function: structural constituent of ribosome. NCBI's taxonomy places the organism in Eukaryota, Metazoa, Arthropoda, Insecta, Ephemeroptera, Baetidae. The record is from RefSeq and is a predicted model, not a curated record. Gene Ontology annotation, biological process: translation.